Molecule: messenger RNA, 5587 nt
Organism: Erinaceus europaeus (western European hedgehog)
Lineage: Eukaryota; Metazoa; Chordata; Mammalia; Eulipotyphla; Erinaceidae
Gene: ACER2
Product: alkaline ceramidase 2
Exons: 6
Coding region: 133-960 (275 amino acids)
Biological process (GO): ceramide metabolic process
Cellular component (GO): membrane
Molecular function (GO): hydrolase activity, acting on carbon-nitrogen (but not peptide) bonds, in linear amides
Source: RefSeq, a predicted model, not a curated record
UGAGGUGCCACAUCCGGGAGGCUGCCCCGUCUGGCUUAAAGUCGCUGCUGCCGCUGUCUGCUUGCACUUCUAACCUCAGGUCUGGGCUUUCCUCCGCCCCAGGAGCAGCUGCUCCCAUGCCCCGGAGCGGCCAUGAGCGCCCCGCACUGGUGGGACCAGCUGCGGGCUGGCAGCUCGGAAGUGGACUGGUGCGAGGACAAUUACACUAUCGUGCCUGCCAUCGCCGAGUUCUACAACACGAUAAGCAACGUCUUGUUUUUCGUUUUACCACCCAUCUGCAUGUGCUUGUUUCGUCAGUAUGCAACAUGCUUCAACAGUGGCAUCUACUUAAUAUGGACUCUUUUAGUUGUAGUGGGAAUUGGAUCUGUAUAUUUCCACGCAACCCUUAGUUUCCUGGGUCAGAUGCUUGAUGAACUUGCAAUUCUUUGGGUUCUGAUGUGCGCGCUGGCCAUGUGGUUUCCUAGAAGGUAUCUACCAAAGAUUUUUCGGAAUGACAGGGGCAGAUUCAAAGUGGUGGUCUGUGUCCUGUCUGCAGUGACAACGUGCCUGGCAUUUGUCAAGCCUGCCAUUAACAACAUCUCUCUGAUGACCUUGGGGGUUCCAUGCACUGCAUUGCUCAUUGCUGAGCUAAAGAGGUGUGACAACGUGCGUGUCUUUAAGCUGGGCCUCUUCUCUGGUCUCUGGUGGACCCUCGCCCUCUUCUGCUGGAUCAGUGAUCGAGCCUUCUGUGAGCUGCUGUCAUCUUUCCACUUUCCGUACCUGCAUUGUGUGUGGCACAUCCUCAUCUGCCUGGCUGCCUACCUGGGCUGCGUGUGCUUUGCCUACUUCGAUGCUGCCUCUGAGAUCCCUGAGCAAGGUCCGGUCAUCAAGUUCUGGCCGAGUGAGAGAUGGGCCUUCAUCGGCGUCCCCUAUGUGUCCCUUCUGUGUGCCAGCAAGAAGUCCCAGGUGAAGAUCACAUGACAGCAGGGCUGCGGCUGCUCCCCUGCUUAUCUUCCCCUGUGCACUGGGCUUCACUUCUUACAAAGACAGGGGAUUUCUAGAGUUGGAGGUGGUGUCUGUCUUAAAAAUUCUCUUCCUUUGGGUUCUCAAUAGCAUGUGUGUGGACCACCAGGACCCCAUUAUGCUUGAGAAGAACCAAAUGUCCUUCCUCCCUUCCAGAGAUGGGAUUGGAGAGCUGAGGGCCGCUGGGUCUGUCUCAAGUCACUCUCAGGAGGGUAGGUUGACGGGCUGCAUCCUGUGUGGUUGGUGGUGGCAGGGUAGCUCCUUGGGGACCCCCCAGCCGCACAGUGUCUCACUUCUUGGAAAGAGUUGCAUACCCCCCACCAUUCCCACACACUCCUGGAGGGGACAUCUGUUGACAGACAGCCCCUUGCUGGACAGGACCCCCCUGAGUAUCUGAUGGAAGACACUGGAGGUUUUCGUUUGUGAGAAACUGUCCUAAAACCAAACCAAGCACGUCAAGCACAGUCGGGUUAUGUGGCUGAGGAGACUGGCUUGCAGCUCUCAGCAGCCCAGGGUUGGGGUGCAUCGUCUGCUGAGAGGCUGGACUGUUGGCUUCCAGUGAAGGCAAAGCUCACAAGACACGCUCGAUGCCAAAGACACCAUUCUCCAAGCCAUGCACCGUUUUUCACUUUUGAUUUCAUGUGUUCCACUGGCCCAGCCCAGGAACUUGUCAAGCACACAGAUGCCAGACCCUUACCCCCCCCCCCCCCACCCCUCUACCCCCCGUAGCUUGGCCUCUAUGCUAAAGGGUGAGUUAAAAAUCCUGAGGGAGAGUUAGGAAUCUGGAGAAAAUGGGAAUUCUUGGAAACAUUUUCUCAUUUGGACCCUCCUGUGUGCUCUCUUUCUGGAAAUGACCAUCAAGCAUCUCUUCCUUCUCUAGUAUUCAUUCCAGAAACGAUGCCCUGGAGGCUCCCCAUGUGCCAGGGUUCCUGUGUGUCUUUUUCUCAAGUGUGGGCUGCGUUGGGGGCCACGGGGGCAAUGGGGCCAGCCUGUUGCCCUCUGGUGGUAUCCUCUUUGGAUAAGUCUCAUUGGCUGAAUGGACAAUCGAAGAGUUGCCUUCAAGGUGUGACGCAGGAAGUAUUGACCUCAGGGACCCUCAGUUUAACUCAGGCAUCUCCUACUUUGCAACGUUCCACUGAGGGAGAGAGGAGGGCAGACAUGUCCGUUUGGUGUGGUCACCAAAGUUAUGUCCCUCUGGCUUAAUUAGCUCAGGGUUGGGCAGUGGUAGUUGGGGGUGGGGGUGGGGAAGGGCAUGUCCAGGAAUGGUUUUCUCUGGCUAGAAUCUGCACAGGGUCUCAAGUGAAGAUUCUGACAAGUAACUGGAUUUGGAGUUUAAAGGCCAAUGACUUUAUUCUACAUCUUUAUUUUUCUUUCUUUCUUUCUUUUGGUCACCGGGGUUAAGGCUGGGGCUUGGUGCCUACACUAUGAAUCCACUGCUUCUGGUGGCCAUCCUCCCCCUGUUUUUUCCCCUUUGCUUUUUUUUUUCUUUUUUGAUAAGACAGAGAGAAAUUGAGAAGGGGAGGAGAGAUAAAGAGAGGGAGAUAAAGAUAGACACCUGCAGACCUGCUUCACCAUUCAUGAAACGGACCCUCUGCAGGAGGGGGGCUUGAACCGAGGUCCUUGCAAAUGGUGAUAUGUGUGCUUAACCGGGUGUGCCACGGCCUGGCCCCCUAUUUCUGUGGUUUCCAAAUUAGUAGAACCCUAUUUGCAGUAAGUUGUAUUUAUUGAACCCUAACAUUUGAAACAUGUUAUAGUUUAUCAACUUAAAGCUGUUUUAGGGUUAUAUUUCUGUCAUUUCCAUAGUAAUAUAUCAGAGAGUGAAAAAUCCAUAUUGACAGGAGUCGGGCGGUAGCGCAGUGGGUUAAGUGCAUGUGGCACAAAGUGCAAGGACUGGCACAAUGAUCUCGGUUCGAGCCCCGGCUCCCCACCUGCAGGGGAGUCGCUUCACAGGCUGUGAAGCAGGUCUGCAGGUGUCUAUCUUUCUCUCCCCCUCUCUGUCUUCCCCUCCUCUCUCAGUUUCUCUCUGUCCUAUCCAACAACGACAACAAUAAUUACAAUAAAACAACAAGAGCAACAAAAGGGAAUAAAUACAUAUAUAUCACAAAAGAAAAUCCAUAUUGACAAAUGGUAGUUUCCAAGGUUAGCAAAUUUGAUAGCUCUACAUGUCCCUUAUUUUGGUCUAAAAUAUGUGUGGAACUGUGGAAUCUCAGAUGCUCCUCUAGGAAACCUGGGCGGUGUAUGAAGCAGCUGUGAAAUUCUCUUGGGUUUGCUAUGAAAUAAUUUUGGAUUGCUUUUGCAAGCAUGAGUUCUGAUCUCAUACAUUCUCCACAUUAGGAACUUGGUGUAUGUAUGGAAGUGUAGAUGAGAAGCAGAGAGUGAAGAGGUAGGCUAUCUGUGUGAGAAGCUUAGUUUCUAUCUAGAGGGUUAGUCAGAGGAUUGACCUUUGCACCAACAGUGUGUGUGUGUGUGUGUGUGUGUGUGUGUGCGUGCGCGGUCCUAUGGGGGGAGGCGGUGGUGAUGGUGGAGGGACAGGAACAUUUCUCUAUCAGGUAAAAAGUUAGUUCCCUGGGGAAGAGUUGCUUCAGACACAGUAUGCUGAGCUUGCCCUUCUGGAAGUUUCUGAGUGUCUUUCGAAAAUAGAGAUCAAAUGUGACAGGUAAAGGAAGGCAGUAUAUGCCCCUAAUUAUAGAGUUAUUUCCACCCCAUCUCAAAUGAUUAAGAUAAAAUGUCAGGAAGGAUGCUUUCCUUAUGAAAAGCAGUAUGCCCUUCUAGAGAUUGAUUUUAAAGAAUUGAGCACUGAGGGAGAAAGUGAGGGGAGGGCAUAAAUAUUUGAGAAAGACAAAACCAAACCCUAUAGUUUUUAUUUAUUUUUAUUUAUUUUAUUUUAUUAUUAUUUUUUUAACCAGAGCACUGUUCAGCUCUGGCUUAUGGUGGUUCAGGGGAUUGAACCUGGGACAUUGGAGCCUCAGGCAUGAGAGUCUGAAAAGCUGACGUAUAAUAGUACCUAUAUUUUCAUUACCUAAGGACAACCAUUAUUAUUUGGCGGGGGCAUAUUUUCUCCCGCCCCCAACAUAGUUAUAAAUAGAUGUGUUUUUAAAGCUGGCAGUUUGACUGUACCUUGAAGAAGUCUAAAUAGUAGUUGCGUAUUUUUUCAUGAAAACACUAGAGUUAGUUGAACACUUGAGUCCCAUCACUGGAUCUUGACACCGACUACUGAGUUUUCCUUUGUAAUCGAGCUAAAUGUGAAUGAGCCCUAAGAGACAAUGGACUGAAUUCUACUGAUUAAAAUGUUUCUGCUCCUAGCUUGAUGGCACAUGGGAAAUGGCUCUUAAAUGUUUGGUUUUAUGUGUUUUGAAGUUCUCAGAUUUUUCCUUUAAAGAGAAUGACUUAUUCCAUUAAUUCAUGUGCAAUCAAUAAUCUUUUCUUCUGUACUGAUAAUGCAGGGAAGUGGAGAUUGGGGCGUUAGGAGUCAAGCCCUGGUAGUUACUUACAUGACUCUUAGAUUUUUGUUCUGGUUAGAAUUUGCCCGAUAUCCAUAACCAGCAGGAACUGGAUUCAGGAUAUUAAAAAAAACCAAAACUACAUUACCAAGUAACCAUCUAAAUCAAUAUUCCUGUCUUAUAAUGUUUGAUUAAGAAUUGAUUCCUGAAAAAAUAAUUGAUUAUAUUCUCCCUUUUAUGAUUAUAUUAUAAAGAGCAAUCACUUUGGUGAACUGAUGUGACAUGCGUGGAGCUGAGUUAUCUGAGUCUCUUAUUCAUGGACUACAUUUUGGGAUAACUCUAUGUUCCUUGCAAGAGUGCCUAAAACAUUCAUGAUCAGAGAUUAAAGGUCAAACAUAUUCUGUUGGGGAACAAAGCCUGAUCUUCAUCAAACACAGGCUUUGUGGAAGAAAAAAAAAUACAGUCACCAGUUUUGUGUAUUGGAUUUCUCAGGUGUAUGAGAACCUCUCUCCCCAACUCCUCAUACGGGUGUGAGCCAAUGCCAUGUUGGAGGCUCUGAGCCCAGGACUUGAGUCUUCCCUAGUUCUUUCCUUUGGGGGCUAUAUGGAAUCAUCUCUUGGGGGGCGGGGGAGGGCUGAAGCUGGCCCAACCAGAACCCCUCUCAUUGCUCCCCUUUCUCUAAAUAAACUCGGGACCUUUUAUUUUAGUUUAUUUUUCUUGCUGGGUGCUGCCAUUCCUGCUGGCCAAGGAGAUGUCUUGGGCCAUACUGGGACUUUCAAUGGAGGUUCUAGACAUUGUUCUACAGACUUCAAAAUAACCCCCUAUUCUGAAGGACUCUUUGAAUUCUAUCUUCCCAUAUAGGCUAAACGAUAUUUAAGACUUUUAGAAAUGCAACAUGUAACCAGAGCAAAUACUUUAUUUUUAGAUAGAGGUGCCAUGUUUAUACUUUCUACUAUAUAUAGGGGUAUAUUGCAGAAGAGAGUUCUGCCAUUUAAAAUCUCCAUUGUUUUGGGAGUGACUUAAGACUUUUAGAAAUGUUUUUUUUUUUUUGCACAAUAUAUAUAUAUAUAUAUAUAUACAUUAUUUUGUGAACAAUGACACUUGUUUAAUAUUAAAAGCCACAAGUGGCAUUUUCUGUGAAUGAA